Molecule: messenger RNA, 2079 nt
Organism: Gopherus evgoodei (Goodes thornscrub tortoise)
Lineage: Eukaryota; Metazoa; Chordata; Testudines; Testudinidae
Product: vegetative cell wall protein gp1-like
Exons: 6
Coding region: 1-2079 (692 amino acids)
Source: RefSeq, a predicted model, not a curated record
AUGCCCAGCCUCCACCAGAACCCAGCUGUGCCAAUCCCCACGCCCAGCCUCCACCAGUACCCAGCUCGGCCAAUCCCCGCGCCCAGCCUCCACCGAUACCCAGCCCCACCCACACCCAGCCUCCACCAGUACCCAGCCCCGCCCAUGCCCAGCCUCCACUGGUACCCAGCUGUGCCAAUCCCCGAGUCCAGCCUCCACCAGUACCCAGCUCUGCCGAUCCCCAAGUCCAGCCUCCCCCAGAACCCAGCUCCGCCAAUCCCUGCGCCCAGCCUCCACUGCCUCCACUGGUACCCAGCUGUGCCGAUCCCCGAGUCCAGCCUCCACCAGAACCCAGCUGUGCCGAUCCCCGAGUCCAGCCUCCACCAGUACCCAGCUGUGCCGAUCCCCGUGCCCAGCAUCCCCCAGUACCCAGCUCGGCCAAUCCCUGAGCCCAGCCUCCACUGCCUCCACCAGAACCCAGCUGUGCCGAUCCUCGAGUCCAGCCUCCACCAGAACCCAGCUGUGCUGAUCCCCGAGUCCAGCCUCCACCAGUACCCAGCUGUGCCGAUCCCCGCGCCCAGCCUCCACCGAUGUGCCGAUCCCCGUGCCCAGCCUCCACCGGUACCCAGCCCCGCCCACAUCCAGCCUCCACCAGAACCCAGCUCCGCCAAUCCCUGCGCCCAGCCUCCACCGGUACCCAACUCCGCCGAGCUCCAUGCCCAGUCUCCACCAGUACCCAGCCCUGCCCGCACCCAGCCUCCACCAGAACCCAGCUGUGCUGAUCCCCAAGUCCAGCCUCCACCAGAACCCAGCUCCGCCAAUCCCUGCGCCCAGCCUCCACUGAUACCCAGCUGUGCCGAUCCCCAGUCCAGCCUCCACCGGUACCCAGCUCCGCCAAUCCCUGCGCCCAGCCUCCACUGGUACCCAGCUGUGCCGAUCCCCGAGUCCAGCCUCCACCAGUACCCAGUUGUGCCAAUCCCUGCGCCCAGCCUCCACUGGUACCUAGCUGUGCCGAUCCCCGCACCCAGCCUCCACCAGUACCCAGCUCAGCCAAUCCUGCGCCCAGCCUCCACCAGUACCCAGCUCUGCCGAUCCCCACACCCAGCCUCCACCAGGCUGGCCGGGCGAGGCGGGGACACGGGGCUCCCCAAGGAGACGCUGGCCAGGCAGCUGUCCCUGCCCCACACGUCUCCACGCAGCAGCGCAGGCUGGAGAAGCAGCGUGGGGGAGAUUGCAGCUGGUACCAGCAGGGCUCUGAGCCCCUGGCAGUGCCACCAGGCACAGAAGCACCCUGGCCGGGAUGGGGCUGGAGUUGCCGGGAGCCCCCCCAGCCAGCACCUGCCCCAGCCCCCACAGCACCCCGGCCGGGAUGGGGCUGCAGUCACCGGGAGCCCCCCCAGCCAGCACCUGCCCCAGCCCCCACAGCACCCCGGCCAGGACGGGGCUGCAGUUGCCGGGAGCCCCCCCAGCCAGCACCUGCCCCAGCCCCCACAGCACCCCGGCCGGGACGGGGCUGCAGUCGCCGGGAGCCCCCCCAGCCAGCGCCUGCCCCAGCCCCCACAGUGCCCGGCUAGGACGGGGCUGCAGUCGCCAGGAGCCCCCCCAGCCAACGCCUGCCCCAGCCCCCACAGCACCCCGGCCGGGACGGGGCUGCAGUUGCCGGGAGCCCCCCCAGCCAGCGCCUGCCCCAGCCCCCACAGCACCCCGGCCGGGACGGGGCUGCAGUUGCCAGGAGCCCCCCCAGCCAGCGCCUGCCCCAGCCCCCACAGCACCCCGGCCGGGACGGGGCUGCAGUUGCCAGGAGCCCCCCUCAGCCAGCGCCUGCCCCAGCCCCCACAGUACCCGGCUAGGACGGGGCUGCAGUCGCCAGGAGCCCCCCUCAGCCAGCGCCUGCCCUGCGACGCAGAAGGCAGAGACCAGCAGCCCUCUGAGAUGGAGCCGUAUCUCCCCUGCAGCCCUCGCCAGCACAUCCCCCAUCCUGGCCCUCAGUCCCGCUGGGGCAGCCGUGCCGGCCACACUCCUUCGCUGGCCUCAGGUAGCACCCCCUGCUGGGGCCCACAUGUGCAGGGGGCAGCACAGAUCCUGGGGGGAUCCCGCUGA